UACUUUUUCUCAGUUCAAAUGGACGACAAACCAGAAUGCAGUCGCGAUAUACAGUCCAAGAAAUCAGAAAAAAGUAUAGAAGACGAACAACCAACGAAUUCAAAGGCCCCAACAAAGACAAUACUUCCAAAUAUCAAUAAUAUAUUAACAACAGACCAAACAAUAUGUAUACUAAACAAAAUACCAUCGAACGUCUUUAUAAAAGAGCAGCCGACUGUAUCACUAGACCAACCAAGAAGGUCUCAAAUUGGAACACCAGAUGAGGAAUCCCAUUCACCACAAGCACAGACAGAUAAAAUAAUAUCUUUACAAGCACCGACAGAGCAAUCGCUUGUAAUAAAAGAUCAACCGAAUUUACCGAAAUAUCAAACUGUAGCAAGUGGUCAACAAGUUAUAUCAACGUUAGGAAACUCUUCAGGGCGCAGAUCACCUGGAAACUUGGAGUCAGGAAUCCCUUUUUGCCUCGCAAGAGUAGCAUCAACAACUCUUUCGUACAGUAGAAAUAAUUCGUAUCUAAGUUCGUUCGGGCCAUUGAUAAUUCGAUCGUCAACACAAAGUCCGAUUACAACGCAGCCUCUGUCUCAGUUACCUCUACCUACUUCGGUUGCAGUUACCGCUCAACCGCAAACCCUAUUUUUACAAGCUCUGUCAAAACUUAAAGAAAGUUCGUUGACAUUAUCCGUUUUAAGUAAUUUAAGGCUCCUUCAACCAACUGCGAAUGGGAGUAAAGUUAUAAAUCUCGGGUUAAAUUCGGGAGAUAUAACUCCGCCGGAUUCUCUGACUAGUGCGCCACCGUCUUAUUCGUUUGUGUUGAGGCAAAUGGCGAUUCGUAGGAGACCACGGUUCAUGGGAACCUUUUUCCCAUCUCCUUCUUUCGUUCUACAUACUCCUCCUCCUACUUAUACCACAGCAUUUGAUGUUUACAUAGAGCCUGCCCUUCCCCCGCCUCCAUCGAGAGUAUAUACCUUCGGGUACACUUCAAUGCCAAUGGUUUGCCCUGAAUGUGGUUACACCGGCAUGACAGUUAUUACAAGUCGAAUUACUAUAUGCACGCAUUUAUGUGCGUUUCUUUUAUGUCUGUUAUGCUGUUGGAUUUGUGCCCCCUUGCCCUACAUUUUGAAAUCAUGUAAAGAUGUUUAUCAUUAUUGUAGAAACUGUAGAAGUUUUUUAGGAAUGUAUUGUCCCACAAAUCCGGAAAGUGUGUAUCAGUAAACUAAAAUGUACUGUAACAAUUAAUUUAUAUCAUAUUUUUUAUUUUUAUGGCUUAAUCAUGUAUUACGUAGUAUUUUUUAAAUUAAAAUAUGGUAAUUGUUUUUUAGUUUGUUUUUUCAAGAUCGAUUUGUAAUCGAUAUCAAAACGAAAUCAAGUGAUGAAGCA
This is a messenger RNA of Spodoptera frugiperda (fall armyworm), 1377 nucleotides long. RefSeq lists its product as uncharacterized. Gene Ontology annotation, molecular function: zinc ion binding. The record is from RefSeq and is a predicted model, not a curated record. The coding region runs from base 19 to 1212 and encodes 397 amino acids. Lineage: Eukaryota; Metazoa; Arthropoda; Insecta; Lepidoptera; Noctuidae. The transcript has a single exon.